AUGGCAGACAUCUCCGGGAGGUCUGGCAGCAAGUCGGAGACCGACGUGGUGACGCACGUCGAGCAUGACAGCGGCCUAGACCAGAGCCGUGACCAGAUCCAAACACAGCAGCAUGGUCACGACGGUGACAACAGCAACAACAACGAUGUGCCGGCCUUUGAAAAGACGGCGCUCGGCCGUACGGAAGACGACAAUGUGGUUGGUGCCGACUUUGCCGUGGCCGACGACCAGCUGCCCGCCGGCUACUUCCGCAGCCUAAAUUUCGUGGGUUCCAUGCUGGCCAUCGGGCUGUCCUUUUGCUGCGGUGUCGGCGGCUUCUCGCUGAUUGCUCCGGUGCUGGGCAUUGUCAACGCGGACAUUGGGCCCGACCCGAACCUGACGUGGGUGUCCAUGUCGUACCUCCUGACCAGCUCGAUUGGCCUGAUUGUCGUCGGCCGCGUCACGGACAUCUUUGGCCGCCGCUGGUGGUUUGUCGGCGGCAACGCGAUGGGCACGCUGGGCGCGAUUGUCUGCGCGGCGGCGCCCACCAUCCCGGCGCUGAUUGCGGGCGAGACGCUGAUCGGCGCGUACGUCUUUGUCUGGAGCAUUCCCGGCAGCGGCCUGGCGCCGGCGAUUUCGUAUGCAUUCAUCUACCAGACCAAGGCCGGGUGGCGCGGCAUCUUUUACUUUUUGAUUGCGCUAAAUGCCAUCACGACCGUCCUCUUCUACGUGUUCUACCACCCACCGACCUUCCAUAUGAAGCACGCGUCGGCCAACAAACAGGCGUUCAUCAAGCACUUUGACUACCUGGGCAUCGUUUUGGUGACGCUCGGCCUGCUGCUGUUCCUCAUGGGCAUCUCGUGGGGCGGCACGCUGCACCCAUGGAAGAGCGCGGCGGUCGUUGUGACGAUUGUGCUGGGGCUCCUGACCAUCGUGGCGUUUGUGCUCUGGGAGACGUACGGCAACCCCAAGGAGCCCAUGAUGCCGAUCCACGUCUUCCGGCACCGCGGCUGGAACAUCACCAUUGUCCUGUGGUCGCUGGGCGCCGCCGCCAUCUACUACGCCAACGCCAUCCUGUGGCCCAGCAUGGUCGCCGCGCUGUACUCGGAGGGCCACAGCCGCAUGUGGGCCGGCUGGAUGUCGUGCAUUCCCGGCUGUGGUAUUCUGGCGGGCGAGUUUUGUGCGGCUGCGUUCAGGCGCAAGACGAACUGGCAGAUUAUGGCCGUGUUCCCGGUGGGGGGCGUGCUGCUGGGCGUCAUGGCCACGAGCACGCCCGACACGGUCGUGCGCUCGUCGGCGCUCAUCUUUUUUGCGUCCUUUUUCAUCGGGUGGAACGAGCUGCUCAACUCGACCGUCGCCACCAUUUCCAUCCAAGACCAGCGCGAGAUUGGCACCUAUGCCGGCACCGGCGGCUCGUCGCGCUCGCUCAUCUCGACCGUUUGCUCCACCAUCUACACGACCGUCCUGUCCAACCGCCUGGCGCACACCAUCCCCGCCAAAGUACCUGCUGCCGUUGUGGCUGCCGGCCUGCCCGAGCGCUCCGUGGCCGCGUUCCUUGCCGCCAUCCAAGCCGGUACUGCCACUGCCUGGGACGCCGUCGCUGGGCUGACGCCCGAGAUCCGGACAGCCGGCAUCCGCGCCUACCAAGACGCCAGCGCCUCGGCGUACAGCACCGUCUUCCUGACGACGAUUGCGUUUUCCGGUCUCGGCAGCAUCCUCGCCAUCUUUGCGCCCAACGUCGACCACCUGCUGACCAAGAGCGUCAACAUUACCGUCAAUGUGGGCGACCUGGAUGCAGCCGUGGGAGUGGCGCAGGAGCAAGAGAAGGGCGUCAACCAGUCGGCCGUGUAG
Sporothrix brasiliensis 5110 is the source of this 1830-nucleotide messenger RNA. RefSeq lists its product as uncharacterized. The transcript has 2 exons. Lineage: Eukaryota; Fungi; Ascomycota; Sordariomycetes; Ophiostomatales; Ophiostomataceae. Bases 1 to 1830 code for a protein of 609 amino acids. The record is from RefSeq and is a predicted model, not a curated record. Gene Ontology annotation, biological process: transmembrane transport. Gene Ontology annotation, molecular function: transmembrane transporter activity.